This is a messenger RNA of Epithele typhae, 1086 nucleotides long. RefSeq names its product TFIID-18kDa-domain-containing protein. The transcript is spliced from 4 exons. Gene Ontology annotation, molecular function: transcription coregulator activity; protein heterodimerization activity. Gene Ontology annotation, biological process: transcription by RNA polymerase II. Bases 1 to 1086 code for a protein of 361 amino acids. The record is from RefSeq and is a predicted model, not a curated record. Lineage: Eukaryota; Fungi; Basidiomycota; Agaricomycetes; Polyporales; Epitheliaceae. Gene Ontology annotation, cellular component: SAGA complex.
AUGGCUCCGCUGAGCAAAACCGUUCAAGCCGAAACCACCGACCGAAAGGCGCACCUGUUCACCACCGAGAUAUCCCAAAUGAUGUACGUCUUCGGCGAGGUGAUCGAGCCACUCGCCUCAACCGCGAACCUCGUCGAAGACAUCGUCCGGAGCCAAGUCGUCGAGAUCAUCCUGCAGGCCCGCGAGACGGCCACCCGCCGCCGCGCGAAGCACGUCGCCGCCGAAGACCUCCUCUUCGUCGUCCGCCACGACCGCGCGAAGGCCGACCGGCUCCGGACGUACCUCUCCUGGAAGGAGGUGCGCAAGCACGCGCGCGCCGCCGCCGACGCGACCGCGGGCGCGGGUGGCGCCGUCGACGCCGACGCCGACGCCUUCGAAGAGGAGGACACGGCCGAGGACCUGCCCCCGAAGCCGCAGAAGCUCACAGUCAGGCUCCCCUGGGAGCUCUCGACGGUGUACACCGCCGGGCUCCCCCAGCUCGACGACCCCUCCGACUCCGGCGACGACGACGACGCCAUCGCGUACGCGGCGUCGCAGGCGCUCCUCAAGGACGCGGACGCGCGGACGCGAGCCAUGACCGGCGCGCACUACGCGUACUUCGCGCGGUGCCGCCGCGCGUCGUUCACCUCCUUGCACGUGAAGCGCUUCCGCGAGUUCCUGGGGCUCCCCCCUGGGCUCGCGCUCCGCCCGGGCGACACCGUCGACGUCGCGAGCUUCCUCGCGUUCGAGACCGUCGGUGCACUCACGCGCGCGGCGCUCGCCGUCAAGGCCGCGUACGAAGAGGCCGGGAUCGAGCUCCCGCCCGCCGCUGAAGACUCGAACCCGCCCGCCGCAUCGAAGCUGAAGAGGAAGCGCGGGGACGAGAAAGACGUGGGGAAGAACGGGAAGAGGAAGAGGCAGAGGCGGGGGAGGGAGAGGACGGGGUGCAGCCUCUUCGUGCCUCCGCCAGGGCCUGCGACCGCGCUGCGCCCGGAGCACGUGCGGGAGGCGUUCACGCGUCUGCGGAUGGAGGCGGAGCGGAAGCGUGCGACGGGCAUGGGCAACUUUCGCGGUGGCCUCAGGAGGACGGCGACGACCGUGAUCUGA